This is a messenger RNA of Glossina fuscipes, 2430 nucleotides long. It is a transcript of the gene Zpr1, whose product is annotated as zinc finger protein ZPR1. The record is from RefSeq and is a predicted model, not a curated record. Gene Ontology annotation, molecular function: zinc ion binding. NCBI's taxonomy places the organism in Eukaryota, Metazoa, Arthropoda, Insecta, Diptera, Glossinidae. Gene Ontology annotation, cellular component: nucleus; cytoplasm. The coding region runs from base 73 to 1485 and encodes 470 amino acids. The transcript has a single exon.
UUAAGUUCGUGUGAAGAGGUGAAUUUUAUUUUAGAAAAAAAUAUAAAAAAAGGAAAGGAAAAUAUAAAAAAUAUGUCUUCACAUAAUAUAGAAAGCGUAAGUACAGGAAGUGAAGCUGUGGACGAAAUUCUGAAGAAACCAUUGUUUCGCGAUAUCAAUGCUGAUGACACUGCUGCAGACGCUACAGAAAUUGAAUCGGCAUGCAUGAGUUGCUUCCGCUCUGGAGUUACACGCUUGCUGCUGACAAAAAUUCCUUUUUUCAAGGAGAUAGUUUUGAUGUCUUUCAAAUGUGGAUAUUGCGGCUUUGAAAAUAAUGAAGUACAAUCUGCUUCAGAAAUUCAAAAGAGGGGUAUACGCAUUGCCUUGAAUGUGCAAACACGAACGGAUCUUAACCGACGAGUGGUACGUUCCGAUUACACUUGCGUACAAAUACCGGAAGUAGAAUUGGAAAUUCCAGCCCAAACUCAAAAAGGUGAAAUAACUACAGUUGAAGGUAUAAUCGAUCGAACUAUACGUGGUUUAAACCAAGAUCAAGAGAAGCGUAAAGUUGAACAUUCUGAUGCGGCUGCUGCUAUAGAUGCAUUCAUAGAACGUUUGCAAGCUUUGAAAGAAAUGAAGACUUCAUUUACUUUAAUCCUUGAGGAUAUUAGUGGUAACAGUUUUAUAGAGAACCCUGACGCUCCGGCAGCUGAUCGUAAUUGCAAAACAGUCCAAUUUAUGCGUAGUGAUGAGGAAAACCAUUUGUUGGGUAUAUAUGAUAAAACGGAUGUCGCAGGAGGCGAUAUAGAACAAACAUGUAAGCGUGAAGAUAAUCAUUUACUAAAACCUUUAGACGAUGGAGCUUGGACUUAUGAAGACUUGCAUGGUGAAGUUUUACAAUUCCGCACUUUGUGUCCAGAAUGCCGUUCGGCUUGUGAAACUAAUAUGAAGCUUACCAAUAUACCACAUUUUAAAGAAGUUGUAAUUAUGGCUACUGUAUGUGAUGUUUGUGGUUGUAAAACUAAUGAAGUAAAAUCUGGCGGUGGCAUAGAAGAAAAGGGUGUACGCUUUGAGGUGACUAUAGCCACGAAGGAGGACUUAACUCGUGAUGUAUUGAAAUCGGAAACUUGCAGUUUACGCAUACCCGAGCUAGAUUGUGAAGUUGGUCCUUCUGCCUUAGGUGGUCGCUUCACAACAGUUGAAGGUAUUUUGCUAGCCAUGAAAGAUCAACUGGAAAAUGGCGAUUUAAUGUUCCACGAUUCUUCGGAUGAGACAACUAAAGAGCGUUUACAGAAAUUUUUAAGGAAAUUUAACGAUGUCAUAUCUCUAAAAACUGAGGUUUCUCUAAUUUUAGAUGACCCGGCUGGUAAUAGUUUUGUGCAAUCUUUAUUGGAUAACGAUGAGCCAGAUGAUAAAUUGAAAAUUGUUAAAUAUGAGCGCAACUACGACCAAAACGAAGAAUUGGGUUUAAAUGAUAUUAAAACUGAAAAUUAUGAGACGCCAUAACAAACUAACGAUUUUGAGUUGAGCAUAAUAGACUUCCACAUCCCGGUUGUAAAUGUAGCAGUAAAUUUGGUAUAAAUAAGAGAAAAAAAGGGAUGAUUCCUUUUAGGAAAUUAUCGGAGAAAAUUCGUAGGUUAUGUCGUGUUUUUUUAUAAUAUAUAUUAAUAUACUCGAAUAUUUUACACGUAAAAUUGCAACAUUGUUUUCGGCUAAUUCGAUUUCGAUUUUCAAAAUUAGAAUAAUCACAAGCAGCAAGCGAAAUAUGCUUGAAAGACUUAACUAUGGGUUUAUAUAUAAUUUGAUGUAAUUCGUUCGUUAUUAAGAACAGCAUUUAAUUAUUUUCAUAAAAAUGGAGUUUUAAUGUUUUUAGGCAUUUUUUUUUCCAGAUUUGCAGCUUAUUCUUAAUGGAAAUUAAAAUUUGAUCGCAACGUUAUUUGAGAAGAUAGUCGUUUUCACACAUAUUUGUCUCGCGCGCAUAGAUUCCAGGUCCUUAAAGUUAGAUGCGGCCAGAAGAUAAGCUUUGUUUUUGCUUUCUAAAAUUUCUAAUCCAAUGAAAUAUACUACUGUACAGGUAACCCAGGCCCAUUAUGCCCGAACUUCGCUAAUAAGCCCAAUGUUUAUUUAUCAAUGGCGCGUAGUUGUGUCUUGGUAAUGAAAUGUUGGGGAAUUCUUAAAUAAAAAUGUAAAAUAAAUAUACGAAUGCCUUUGAUAUGUGAUUUCUGUAAGAUCAGAAAGCAUGACAAAAUGAGCAAUGUAAUUAUCAGAAGAAUACCCUAACGAAAUAUCGAACUUUGAGCGAACGGUGAUUUAAGAUCGGCAUGUAGUAGAUUGAAAAUUGUCGAGUCGUCGUGUAUUUUUUAUAUUGCCAAGGAAUGAAAAGAGAAUGAUCUUGUUAACCGCGGAAAUGCUGCAAAUAGCCCUCCUUACGAACUUAUUAUCUCUGUGAUU